Molecule: messenger RNA, 694 nt
Organism: Octopus sinensis (East Asian common octopus)
Lineage: Eukaryota; Metazoa; Mollusca; Cephalopoda; Octopoda; Octopodidae
Product: LETM1 domain-containing protein LETM2, mitochondrial-like
Exons: 2
Coding region: 191-694 (167 amino acids)
Biological process (GO): intracellular monoatomic cation homeostasis
Cellular component (GO): mitochondrial inner membrane
Molecular function (GO): ribosome binding
Source: RefSeq, a predicted model, not a curated record
UAAAGACCGCUUUGUGAAGGAAGUGAAACAUUACUACGACGGAUUCCGCCUUUUCGCGAUAGAACUGAAAAUAUCGGUUCGUCUUUUGACAAGAAUGUUACGUGGGCAUUUCCUGACUAGAAGAGAGAGAAAACAGGCAUAGAUUGACAUUAAUUUUCAGUUAGUAAGGACCACUGCUGAUUUGAUUCGAAUGGUCCCGUUGUUUAUUAUUAUUUUGAUACCCUUUUUGGAGUUGCUGAUGCCGGUCUUUAUAAAAUUGUUUCCCAAUAUGCUGCCUAGCACUUUCAAAAAUGAGACCAAAGAACAGGAAAUGGCUCGGAAAAGGCUUAAAGUUAAGCUGGAAAUGGCAAAAUUCUUACAAAAUACGCUCGAAGAGUCUGUAACAGUAAUCAAGAAAAAUGACACCACAAGAACAUCCAGUGUAGAAGAAUUUGUUCAAUUUAUGAAAACAAUCCGCAACAAUGCUGAAAUGCCAGAGACAUCUCAAAUUUUGAAAUUUUGUAAAUUAUUUGAAGACGACCUGACCAUGGAUGGACUAAACAGGGACCAGCUGAUAGCAAUUUGUCGUCUUUUGGACAUGUCGACCCUCAUCAAUCCAACCUCGACUGUCCCACUCCUCCGAUUCCGACUGGGCAUUAAGCUCCGAAUGCUGAAAGCCGACGACAAAGUACUCCCAACUGACCAAUUCAGAUGA